CCUUGAGCCCGCCAGGUCCUCCUCCUCUCCUCACCGGCUCCCUCUUGUUGACCGGGCAGCCGCGUGGAGCUGCUGGCCAUGUCACCGAAAUAUUAUCUCCUCUUGCUGGUGGGCUGCCAAGCCUGGGCUGCAGGCUUGGCCUACUAUGGCUGCCCUAGCGAGUGUACCUGUUCCCGGGCCUCCCAGGUAGAGUGUACAGGGGCACGGAUUGUGGCAGUGCCCACCCCUCUGCCCUGGAAUGCUAUGAGCCUGCAGAUCCUCAAUACGCACAUCACCGAGAUCCCAGAUACCCCGUUCCUCAACGUCUCAGCCCUCAUUGCCCUGAGGAUGGAGAAGAACGAACUGUCCAACAUCAUGCCGGGUGCCUUCCGCAACCUGGGCUCACUGCGCUACCUCAGCCUGGCCAACAACAAAAUACAGAUGCUGCCUCCAGAUCUCUUCCAGGGCAUGGACAAUCUGGAAUCCCUCCUUCUGUCCAAUAACCAGCUGGUUCAGAUCCAGCCAGCACAGUUCUCCCGGUUUAGUAAUCUUAAGGAACUCCAGUUGCACGGCAACAAUCUGGAGUACAUCCCCGAAGGUACCUUUGACCACCUGGUGGGACUCACCAAGCUCAACCUGGGCAAGAACGGCUUCACCCACCUGCCACCUAGGGUCUUCCAGAAUCUUGGCAACCUCCAGGUGCUCCGGCUGUAUGAGAACAGGCUUUCAGACAUCCCCAUGGGCACGUUUGAUGCUCUCGGCAACCUCCAGGAGCUGGCCCUCCAGGAGAACCAGAUCAGCACACUGUCCCCCGGCCUGUUCCACAAUAACCGCAAUCUCCAGAAGCUGUAUCUGUCCAACAACCACAUCUCGCAGCUGCCCCCGGGCAUCUUCAUGCAGCUGCCCCAGCUUAACAGGCUCACGCUCUUUGGCAAUUCCCUGAAGGAGCUCUCCCCAGGAGUCUUUGGGCCUAUGCCCAACCUGCGGGAGCUUUGGCUCUACAACAACCACAUCUCCUCCCUCCCCGACAACACCUUCAUCAACCUGCCCCAGCUGCAAGUUCUGAUUCUUAGUCACAAUCAGCUCAACUCCAUCUCCCCGGGAGCCUUCAACGGCUUGACGAACCUGCGGGAACUGUCCCUCCAUACCAAUGCUCUGCAGGACCUGGAUGGGAAUGUCUUCCGCGCCCUGUCCAACCUGCAGAAUAUCUCCCUCCAAAAUAACCGCCUCCGACAGCUCCCCGGCAGCAUCUUCGCCAACGUCAACGGCCUCACGACCAUCCAGCUGCAGAACAACAACCUAGAGAACUUGCCCUUGGGCAUCUUUGACCACCUGGGGAACCUGUGUGAGCUUCGUCUCUACGACAACCCCUGGAGGUGUGACUCGGGCAUCCUCCCACUUCAUAACUGGCUCCUUCUCAACAGAGCCCGACUGGGGACAGACACUCUUCCGGUGUGUUCCAGCCCAGCCAAUGUCCGAGGCCAGUCUCUCGUCAUCAUCAACAUCAUCCCUGGACCCAGUGCCCAGGGUCCUGAAGUAUCUAGCUACCCAGAAGUGCCACGCUAUGCUGACCCUAAUCUGCCAGGGUCACCCAGCUAUCCCGACACCACCUCCAUUUCCUCUACCACAGAGAUCACCACCGCUAUGGAAGACUACACAGAUCUGACCACCGUGGAAGUCUCCGAUGACCGCAAUACCUGGGGCAUGACUGACGCCCAGACGGGGCUGGCUAUUGCUGCCAUUGUGAUCGGCAUCAUUGCUUUGGCCUGUUCCCUAGCUGCUUGCAUCUGCUGCUGUUGCUGUAAGAAGAGGAGCCAGGCGGUCCUGAUGCAGAUGAAGGCUCCCAAUGAGUGUUAGGGAAGCAGGCUAAAGCAGGGCUGGGGAAAGAUGACACCAGAGGACCAAAGCGUGCAAUCAUUCAGCUUCCAAACCUGGGUCCACACAGACAAGCUCGAAUGGCCCAAGGGGAAAAUGCCUCCAUCUUGUCCUGAGCCCCCAAGUCUUCUGUAGAGAAGCAGGCAUUUCAGGACCUUUUACUCCCAGAGAAAUCGAAUUGGUCAUUAAGCAAACAAACAAGCAACCCCAGAGGGAUCCUUCGGAAAGCCCCUCUGUCAAAUCCUCACUGCUACCGAGAACAAGCUUCCUUGCACCCAGCCCCUCUCAGCCUCUGUAGACUCAAUGAUGACAAGGCCUGCUCACGUUAUAAGAUAGUUCUCUGCCGGGACAACCCGCGCCUCAAAGUAUUAUAUAAGUUGAUUUUUUUUCUUGCUUCUCUUUUUGUGACAUAGCUUGACUCUGUUCCCUCAAGUGAGAGGUCUCUCUUGUGUUUUUGCUGCCAAAGGCAGUCUUAAGUUCUCUCCGUGAGAAGGUUUGGAUCUUUUAGCUCACUGCACUGGCUUGGAGCAUGCGCUGUAAGUCAGAAAGACACCUCUGCUGUUGGUCCCUCGGGCAGAGCUGUCAUCAGCAUCUGUUGCAACAAGUCCAGCCCUUUGGAGAAGAAUGUUUAGAGCCACCAGUGUCCCUCCGAAGAUCUUAGCCCUUUACAGUAUAAAAUCACGCAGUCACUAAGCUCUCAAAACAUGGAAGUCAGCUCAUUACCACUGGCUAAAGGACGCAGCCUGCUGCCCAGGGUCCUUGUACUCAGCCCUUCGCUUUCCCUUUCCGAUUGUGUAUUGAAGGAUCACGUUCAUACGAAAAGCGGGAGUGAUCGCGUGCAGCCUGAGGCAUUCUCCCAGUCUCAGUAGAUACCUGUGUGAUCAGCGUGAUACCAAGAACUGACAUCCCAGUGUCUCCACUCCAAGCUUGUUCUGAAGGACUUCUGGAGACGCUGUGGACUUUUCCUAGCUUUCCGUGGGCUAGGGAGGGAUCCUCCCAGCCUCCCCUACCCCUCCGUGGGCAGCUUUUGCAAAGGUGUAGCUGUCGGGAGUGAGAAAGAGAGAGAGGUACAGUCAGGACAAGUGACAACUGAGCUGGCCAGACCAGAAGCAUCUGAACUACAGUAGCCUGUGCAAGCACGCUUCUUCCCCGCCAACAAGCCCUGUUCUGUUCAUUCGCAUCCCCUCAACCCGUCCUUGUAUGGGUAUUAUAUGCCCAUAUCUGUUUCUAAUUUUUAUUCUCCAUUUGGGGGAAGCAAAAUAGCUCAGAGAUGAGAUCUUCCAAUUGAAUAACCAAGUGUAAUGGAAACCAGGAAUUGUGGUCAAAUUCUUCAUCAACACUAGUCAGCUGGUAGCCAGACUACAGGGUGUUCAGAGGCAGCAGAUCUCAGGGCAUGCUGGAAGUUCACGUGAGGGCGUGGGCUCACUUUGCUCUGGGUUCUGGUUAUGAGCUGCAUGGUUUAGUUUAGAGUCUUCUCUUUGAGUGGCAGUCACAAUACAUCUGCCUUGGCUGUGUUUUCUGUUACACGUGUGCCUAUUUCUACACUUUCAAUAGUUAUGAUCAAGGCGACCUAGCUCUCUCAGGACAACUGAUACACCUGUGUAGAACACAGUGGGAACACACCUUGAAUCCCAGCAUGGGAAGGCAGAGGCAGGCAGACCUCUGAGUUCGAGGCCAGCCUGGUCUACAGAGUGAGUUCCAGGACAGCCAGGGCUGUGUAUAAAAACCCUCCCUCGAAAAACAAAAGAGUGAAACAGAGAAUGUCAGGUUUUCCUAUCCAUGAGGGAAGGACUCCGGCUGACUGCUGGACUCAGGAAAUGUAUCUCCAACCUGCAGUGGUGCUUACAGGGCAACAGAGAGCCUCCCCUCCAGUUCCCUAACAGAAUAAUACAGAAAGAAUGCCAGCACACUCUGCCCUGGGGAAUCUGAUGUCACAUGGACCAAGGCUGUCCCUAACCUCAGAGAGAGUGUGAGCGUGUUUCUGCUGACUGGCCUGUUGGUGGGCCCUGAGCUGAAGAGAGGGAGCUGGGCCUGUUUUAUGGCAGAUGGAAGCUUGGCAUGGUGCUGCAUUCCCCAGAAUCAUCUGAUGAUCCUUGUGAGCUACAUCCAGCCUCAGGGAGCUAGGGCUGGGGAGAGGUGAAAUCCGCAGUAUCCAGGGUCCCCUACCAGUUAUAACCUGGAGCUGGUGAUCACUUCUGACAUUGGCCACGACAGUGAUAUACCUUACUGGUCCAAAGGCUGGCCUGGGAGCAGCUGUCUCUCAUGGCCUGCCUAGGAGCUCGCAGACAGUGAGUAAGCUCACGGGUGCUAGUGACGUGGGAGCCUCUUCCUUCCUCCCCACUCCGGUGUCCAGAUGGUGUCAUCGGACCUGUUCCUUAUCCAUGGGCCUUUCGAUUUCUCCACAUCUUCUCGUCAGAGAGGGAGAUGCUGGGAACACUGUGGAGGGUUCUUUCCAGUAGGGUAAUGCAUUUGCUCAAUUCUUGGAGCUGGAAUGAGCUCUGUAGCCCAUAGAAGACUGUGAUCUAGCGCAGAGUUCAGCCCUCUUACCCUCUCUGUUCACUGUUUCUGGACUACCACUGCCAGCAUUUAUGUGGAGCAGGGAGGGGAGUGGAUGCUGUAAGAAGUUAAUAAAGGCUAACGAGAGUCACCAUGUUAACAGAUGCUGGGCGCCUGGGUGCAUCUCCUUCUCACCUUCUCGACUCCUUGUGAGUUUAGUCCCACCGCUAUCCUCCUGUGUUGGAGCCUUUUCUGCACAGUGCCCGGCAGACCAUCCCUACAAAGUCUCGUGGGCUGUCUAGGGCUGCCAUCACGGGACCAGAGGAAACAGGCUGUACACAUACAUCUGGGUUCUUGGAGCUUUUCACUGGCAGCUCUACAGUUCCCACAGGCAUCCAGAUGGAACUCUGGAAUCUGCUUCCAGCCUUGGGAAGGAUAUGGAGAGCGGGCCAGUAACCAGAGUCAGGGAGCAGGCCUUGCGGUAUCCUAGACUUAGCUACAAGCUACUCCAAGGUUCAGGCUCAGACCCCACGGUCCGAACCAGAUCUGGCCAUUGAAUGAUGGUGAUCUCAGGAAGGAAGCCACCAGUGUGGUGCAAACAGGGCAGCAGGAAGCUGCAGGGUGAAAUACCACCUGGUCCCAGAGCCCUAGGAGAGAGUGUUCUUGCCUCCCGCUGCCUUUGCUCUGCGUUCUAGAACAAUCACAGUUGCCUUACUAGACGAUCCUUGCAAAUAGUCCCAGCUGCUUGGCAGUGCAUUUAGAGCUUUCUAGGCCCCUGGUGUUUGAUAGAAUGUGAGCCCUGGUGGGCAGGUUGGGGGUCUGUCCUUCGCUAGAUGCUGCUUGUGAUAGAUUUGGUGCACAGAAUCAACAAUAAACGUAUAC
Myodes glareolus (Bank vole) is the source of this 5232-nucleotide messenger RNA. It is a transcript of the gene Lrrc15, whose product is annotated as leucine rich repeat containing 15. The record is from RefSeq and is a predicted model, not a curated record. Gene Ontology annotation, cellular component: plasma membrane. Gene Ontology annotation, molecular function: protein binding. Lineage: Eukaryota; Metazoa; Chordata; Mammalia; Rodentia; Cricetidae.